Molecule: messenger RNA, 309 nt
Organism: Trichoderma reesei QM6a
Lineage: Eukaryota; Fungi; Ascomycota; Sordariomycetes; Hypocreales; Hypocreaceae
Exons: 2
Source: RefSeq, a predicted model, not a curated record
AUGGCGCUCCGCGAGUUUAAAGCGCCGGUCAACUACGAGACGCAGCAGUCUGCGUUCGAAUCCUUCCUCAAGGACUUCAAGACCUCGCCCGAGCACACCCUCACCACCGCCCUCGGCAACAUCACAAUCGACGAAGAUGACCUCAGCGACGAGGACGACCUCAUGGACGAGGACGACCAGACUCGUCAGCGCCGCCAGCAGGAGCGCGCCAAGAGGAAAACGCCCCAGCACAAGUACAGCGACAUGCUGCAGCUGCUGGCGGACCGCAAGAUUGACGAGUUCCCCAUCGAUCUGGACGACCUAGCUACU